GCCGCCGAGUUCUUCAAAUUCCUCUUCCAUGCUGUCGAAGAUGGCCAAGACAUCACCUACCUUGAAAAGAAGUACCUCACCGGAUCUAUCAAGCACCCCGAAAGAAUCGUCUUCAUCGAAAAGGAGGACUACGAAUUGGUGAAGGAAUGGUCAGUCAAGUACGAAGUCCCCGCCAUCGUCAGACGUGUCCACGAGAUCGUCAGUGCUCAGACCAGAAAGACCAUCGACAAGAAGUACCACGAGAGAGUGGUUGAGUGGAUCUUCGAGGAUGUCUCAGCCAUUCGUGACGACAUUCGUGAUGACUUGAAGGGCAGCGAAAAAGUCGAACGCUACGACAAAUUGUUCGAAAAGCUCUCGAUCCUGGUUCUCGAGCUUGCCCGUUGCGAUCUUGCCUUGGAG
Aureobasidium melanogenum CBS 110374 is the source of this 399-nucleotide messenger RNA. RefSeq lists its product as uncharacterized. The annotation marks the transcript as partial. The transcript has a single exon. The record is from RefSeq and is a predicted model, not a curated record. NCBI's taxonomy places the organism in Eukaryota, Fungi, Ascomycota, Dothideomycetes, Dothideales, Saccotheciaceae.